This is a messenger RNA of Haliotis rubra (blacklip abalone), 1656 nucleotides long. RefSeq names its product sodium- and chloride-dependent glycine transporter 2-like. The transcript has 12 exons. Gene Ontology annotation, biological process: sodium ion transmembrane transport. Gene Ontology annotation, cellular component: membrane. NCBI's taxonomy places the organism in Eukaryota, Metazoa, Mollusca, Gastropoda, Lepetellida, Haliotidae. The record is from RefSeq and is a predicted model, not a curated record. The coding region runs from base 1 to 1656 and encodes 551 amino acids.
AUGACAGCAGCACCGGAGGAUCAUGCGAGGGGUUCCUGGGGAAACAAGGCCCAGUUCUUGCUGUCUUGUUUUGGCUACGCAGCCAGCCUUGGCACCGUCUGGAGGUUUCCUUAUCUCUGCUACAGGAAUGGAGGAGCCACUUUCCUGAUUCCCUACUUGAUCAUGAUGUUGGUGCUUGGCCUACCAAUAGUGUUCCUGGAGAUGGCCCUCGGUCAGUUCGCCUCAGAAGGGCCGAUCACGGUGUGGAAGGUCAGCCCCGCUUUCCAGGGUAUCGGGGUUGCUAUGGUGAUCACCAUGUCUAUCCUUGUCAUCUACUACAACGUGGUCGUCAUGUACGGCAUCUACUACAUGUUUGUCAGCUUCGUCAACCUUGACGACACUGUACCCUGGGGGUCGUGUGGCAAUCCCUGGAACACCAAUUCCUGUAGGUCGGAGCCAUUCCCUUCACUAACGUUGAUGGAUGAGGCAAACAGAACAACGACUUUGUUUGUGUUGUACAAACAACCGUGUGUAGAGAGCCUCCUGAGCAACAUCUCUGACGUCUACAACUCCACCUUCAACAGCACCGACGACCUCCACUCCACCAUGAUCCAGAACGACAUCACCAAGACAUGCCUUAUCAAAUACAGCACAGCAAGUGAAGAGUACUGGGAACGCUAUGUUCUUCGUCUCCAUGAAUCCGAUGGGUUUGAGGGUUUGGGAGGGUUCAGUCUGAAGAACACCUUGUGUCUAUUCUUUACUUGGCUUCUUCUUUUCAUCGGUCUCAAGAAAGGAAUCAAAUCAUCUGGCAAGGCCGUGUACUUCACCGCCACCUUCCCCUACGUCAUCAUGCUGGUGCUGCUGGUGCGGGGCCUGACGUUGCCAGGAUACGAGAAGGGCAUCGCUUUUUACAUGACACCGAAGGUCCACAGGCUGACAGAGGCCAACGUAUGGGGAGAUGCAGCCACUCAGGUAUUUUUCUCGUUGAGUGCAGGAUAUGGCGGUGUGGUGACCGUGUCGAGCUACAACAAGUUCAACAACAACUGUGAGCUAGAUGCUGUUAUAGUUGCUCUUGUCAACUGUGUGAGCAGUAUUCUGUCUGGCUUCACCAUCUUCUCCAUUCUGGGCUACAUGGCUCACAUCACCAACCAGGACAUCGAGAGCGUGGUACAUCAAGGCCCCGGUCUAGCUUUCAUUGCUUAUCCAGAAGGCAUUGCUGAGAUACCACAGCCUGCUUUGUGGGCCUUCCUGUUCUUCUUCAUGUUUUGUACACUUGGAAUAAAUGGCCAGUUUACACAAGUGCAGACUGUGUUGAGCGGCAUCAGUGACAUCUUCCCACGUUUCCUGAGACCCCACAAAACUGCCUUCACAGCCUUCUGUUGUCUCCUUGGCUUCCUCCUGGGCUUGUCCAUGGUUACAAAGGGCGGUAUCUAUAUACUGACACUGAUGGACUGGUACUGUAGCAGCUAUAACCUGAUGCUGGUCGCUCUGGCGGAGAUCAUCUGCCUCAUGUAUGUCUAUGGUAUGCACGAACUAGGUGAAUUUGUAGUCUCCAGGGCUCACUUGCACAAAACGAUCACAGUACAAGGUUAUGAAAGUUACGACUAUCGUGAAGCUGAGAUCUUUUUGUGCAAGAGGGCGCAGCUAAGCCACUUGGAGAAUCGACCUGGGCCAUAA